This is a messenger RNA of Cheilinus undulatus (humphead wrasse), 728 nucleotides long. RefSeq names its product Purkinje cell protein 4b (gene pcp4b). NCBI's taxonomy places the organism in Eukaryota, Metazoa, Chordata, Actinopteri, Labriformes, Labridae. Gene Ontology annotation, molecular function: calcium ion binding; calmodulin binding. The record is from RefSeq and is a predicted model, not a curated record. The transcript has 3 exons. Gene Ontology annotation, cellular component: cytoplasm. Bases 108 to 299 code for a protein of 63 amino acids.
GCUUUAUAAAGCGUGUGUGUCCGCAUCGAGCCACUCUCCUGUAGACUACUGUUGCUGAAACUUCUGCUGUCGAGCUGACGCCGCCGGAAACCGCAGCUGCGAGCACCAUGAGCGAGAGACAAGGGUCCGGAGCAGCCGCUGGUACCAACAAGACAUCUGGAGCACAAGAUGCUUCCAAGACGGACGUCCCAGAAGACUUUGACAUCGACAUGGAGGACCCUGAGACUGAGAAGGCAGCCGUGGCCAUUCAGUCCCAGUUCAGAAAGUUCCAGAAGAAGAAACGUGACGAGAAAUCCUAGUGGGCACCAUGUUGCUCGGUCACUGUGUGCAGAGGUGGAAGGUGGAGGCGCUGGCACAGUGACUAUGGUGUGACUUUUGCAUGUAAACAGAUUCCCGCUGGAACUUGAAGGGUUGUGAGGGGUCUGAGGGGAGAGAAUGCAAUAGCCUGUUUAUCAAACCACACGUCUGUGAAUUUUCUCCAUCCUUACUAUUAUUUAUUAUUGAAUCACUGUUAUAGACUGAUAGAGUUAUGACGUCUGCUGUCUGUCCUGUAGUCUAGCUGUUAGAAUAUAUUUUAAACUAGCCUCAUAGUUUUAACUGCUCUGUUCUUCCAUGUUUCCCAUGUAUCCUGUAACUGUAACUGUAGGAGUAGACAGAGAAAAGCUGGCGUCAAACUGAAGAUUGUUUUGGCCUGGAUGUCCCGUCUUACACAGAGAGGCAUUUCUUUC